CAACACGGAAGCGGUUUGGAUCAGAUUAACUCAUAAUUGUGUGCAGUUGUCGGUCAAGAAAUGUCUUUUCGUAAUAUUUCCAAAGAGGCACUGGCUGGAUCCAUCACACUGGGAGUUGUUUUAGUCGCUGGUUAUUUAUUAGGGAAAAAGAGAUCUCCCAGGAUGAGCAUCUUCAAAAGUCACGGCGAGGGAAAAGACAACCCGCUGAUGCAGUAUGUCCUCAAUAACUCCUUGAGGGAGCAUCCGGUUCUGAAGAAACUAAGACUGAGGACACUGGAGGAGUCAGCGAGCAUCAUGAUGGUCGCCUGUGAGCAGUCGCAGUUCAUGGCCAAUCUGGCAAAACUAAUUAAAACCAAGAAAGCCUUAGAGAUUGGAGUCUACACCGGUUACAACACGAUGAACAUUGCACUGACUUUGCCUGACGAUGGAGCCAUCGUGGCAUGUGAUGUCAGUGAAGCCUACACCAACAUCGGCAAACCAUUCUGGAAAGAGGCUGGAGUCGACAAAAAAAUCGAUCUACGCAUCCAGCCAGCACUGAAAACUCUAGAUGAUCUCUUGUCAGACGGCCAGGCUGAAACAUUCGACUUUGUCUUCAUUGAUGCAGACAAAGUAAACUAUGACAACUACUACGAAAAGUCUCUGCAGCUGUUGAGGAAAGGGGGCAUCAUUGCUAUUGACAACGUGUUGUGGGGUGGAAGUGUGGUGAAUCCUAGACCUGGAGAUUUAGACACCAUCGCCAUCGACAAGCUGAACAAGAAGUUGCAUCGAGAUGCUCGAAUCAACCUGAGCAUGCUCACAGUGGGAGACGGGCUCACAAUAGCCAUCAAAUUAUAAGACAGAAGUCUGAUAAGUGCAAAACUUCAUAGGCUAAGGAAGGUAAUUCAGGGACAUUGUAUGUCCUAGGUCAUCUAGGAGUUAGGUCAUCUGCUGUGAUGGUAGCUGCUAAAAUAUAUACCAUCUGGACUUGGGUCACUACAAGUUAAUGUGGAAAUUUUGGAACAGUUUAUUAAGUAAUUUCAAUGCCAGAUUUAUUACUCAAUCUGUACUUUCUCAAUUUUACAGUUACGAAAGAAAGUGUGGUGUUUGAAUUAAAAUUGCGAAUAAAUUUGAUUUUUCAAAAAAA
Messenger RNA from Plectropomus leopardus (leopard coralgrouper), 1123 nucleotides. RefSeq names its product catechol O-methyltransferase domain-containing protein 1-like. The record is from RefSeq and is a predicted model, not a curated record. Lineage: Eukaryota; Metazoa; Chordata; Actinopteri; Perciformes; Serranidae. Gene Ontology annotation, molecular function: O-methyltransferase activity; S-adenosylmethionine-dependent methyltransferase activity.